CGGGAGUGGCGGCCUCAGGGCGAUGCGAAAUUCCGAAUAAAAACUCGACCCAUGUGCCAACUGGUGCCUGUAUAUAUUGGAGGCGAGGCACGGGGGCAUCACAGUCAGCUGCUGCAUCCACUCCACACUCACCAUGAACGCCAAGAUCCUCAUCCUUUUGGGCCUGGCUGCCCUUGCCGCAGCCGACAGGGGCGGGUUCAGGCGUUAUCACGCACCCAGGAGGUCCUCUGAGUCCUUCGAGUCCUUCGAGUCCUCCGAGGCCAAGUACAACUUCCAGUGGGCCGUGGACCACGACCCCUCCAGCAACGAGUACGGCCACCAGGAGACCCGCGACGGUGACAACACCAAGGGCUCCUAUUACGUGCAGCUCCCCGACGGUCGCCUGCAGCAGGUGUCUUACUUCGUUGACGGCGGCUCUGGCUACAUCGCUGACGUCAAGUACACCGGCUCCGCCUCCUUCGAGUCCGACGAGUCCAACGAGUCCUUCCGUUACUACGGAUCCAAAUAAACCCAGAUCUCAUUUUGACCUCGCCUUGACCCGACACUACUGUUCGUCUAAGGACGAUUUCUCUACAAGUCAUCUUCAUCAUUCUAUUUAUUUAUAUGCAUCAACAUGUACCAAUCAGUAAUAAAUGGCUACGCAUAAC
Molecule: messenger RNA, 647 nt
Organism: Scylla paramamosain (green mud crab)
Lineage: Eukaryota; Metazoa; Arthropoda; Malacostraca; Decapoda; Portunidae
Product: pro-resilin-like
Exons: 3
Coding region: 134-508 (124 amino acids)
Cellular component (GO): extracellular matrix
Source: RefSeq, a predicted model, not a curated record